This is a messenger RNA of Monosiga brevicollis MX1, 1162 nucleotides long. RefSeq lists its product as uncharacterized. The coding region runs from base 2 to 1087 and encodes 361 amino acids. NCBI's taxonomy places the organism in Eukaryota, Choanoflagellata, Craspedida, Salpingoecidae. The transcript is spliced from 8 exons. The record is from RefSeq and is a predicted model, not a curated record. Gene Ontology annotation, molecular function: protein binding.
GAUGGCAGAGCGCGGUGGCGGUGGCGGUCGGGCCAAGGGCAAAGGCAGCUCACGACGUGACCCAAAGCAGGCUUUCAAGGAGCGAGCAUCAGCGCGCCGUGCCGAGCAGGAGAUGCGCGGUGCCCAAGUUCAUGAGCCACAACACAGCAUUGACGCCCUUCUUUCUCAGGCUGAGUCUUUGCAGUCAACCAAUCCAGAUGUGGCACUUCAAUUUGUAACGCGUGCGUUGGCGCAGGACCCGCUCAACACCGAGGCGCUUGAGUUUCGGGCUGUCAUCAACCUCAGCCUUGAUCAUGCAGCGGAAGCCUAUGCUGAUUUGCGCAAAUGCGUCGAAAUUGAGCCGCACAAUGGCUGGAGCAAGUACAUGUACCUGGGCCAGCUGUCCUCGGGUCAAGAGGCUGCGGAUAUGCUGUCUGCGGGCAUUCAGCUCAUGGCUGAAUACGAAGCCAACGUGGCAAGCAAGCCAGGCGCUGAUCCAGAGGAGAUCAAAGGACUGCACGAGGACAUUUCUGCGGCCUUUUGCUCUCUGGCAGAAGUCUAUCUCACCGACUUGUGUGAGGAAGACGAGGCCCAGGAUACUUGUUUGGCUCUCAUGGACAAGGCACUAGCUUAUGACCCAACCAACAUUGAAGCAUUACAGACGCUGAGCUCAAUUCACAUGAGCAUGUCGCAGCCAGACCAGGCAUGGGAGCUACUAAAUCGCUCCCUGGCCGUGUGGUGGUACCCUCUGAACGGUGACGCUGAUCAGCAGGGUGCGGGUGAAGCCAUGGAUGUCGACGACGAUGCCGCUGCCCCUGCUGCCAUUCCACCCUAUGAGUUGCGCAUCAACACCUGCAAGCUUCUGAUUGAGAUGGAGCAAUAUCAACUUGCGGUCGAAGUGGCGGCGCACCUCCUGGAGGAAGAUGAGCAAAUUAUGCAGGUUUGGUACCUCUUUGGCUGGGCGCUGUAUUUGCAAAAAGAUCCAGAAGCCCUCAAGACUCUACAGCACGCGGAACAAGUCUACCUUGCACAGGAAUGCGAGCGUCCUGAUGUGUUGGAGCACAUCCAUGAGCUUUUGCGUGAACUGCAAAGCAACUCGGCAGAAUAAGCCGGUCCAGGUUCCUCCUUUAUUUCCGUUUCCUUGCACGAUUAAGCGCCGAGCGCAAUUUAUAAACUUCAGCUG